UAGUGUUAACAUGGUAUAUUUAAAAUGAUUACAGUUAUUGAAGAUAUUAAUAUUAAUUUUUAAGUCUUUACAAAGAGUAAUAGCAGUAUUUAAUGUACUUUUGAAACCAAAAGAUUUAUCAAUAUUAAUAGAAACGCAAAUGCUAUGACUAAUGAAAAUGACUAACUAAACUUAUGUUAAUCCUUUAAUAAAAUGUAUUAAAAUAUAAAGUAUAUCAUACAUAUCAUUUUCAAACUUCCAGCUGCUUGAUCAUGUAAACUUCUAUACCCUGUCCCAAAAGAGAACUUUUCGCGCAUACAACUGACGACUGCGACGGUGCGAAGCCCAAACUCUUCCCCCACUUUGCUAGCCGACGACUGUCAACAUCUUAGAGAAACGUCGACUAUCAAGGUAGUCUGUCCAGCGAGAAAACGCGCCGCGCGCCUACCAAAAUUGGUCCGUUUUCGCGCAUUCCCGCGCGUACCCAAGACGGUCCACCGACCGACGGUGCGCUCGGGUGACCACCUGUACAUGUCGACGUGCCGUCUUCGACAGGCCGAGAGAGUGAGAAAUGGGGCCUCAGCGCUCGCUCGGUCGUCAGUCUACAUGCGCAGAAGCGGCGCGUUCUCUUGCUGGACAGACUAUAGAGAAAGUUUGGUCUUUGCACUGCCGCAGCCGUCAGUUGUAUUAAGGCUCUACAUAGAAUGGGUAUGCUAUGCCACCAUUUUGCGACUCAUUUAUCAAUGAUAAAAUAAUAAAAUAAAGGGGGAGAAAUUCAAAUUCACAUAACAUUAUUAGUCGCAAAAUGGCGGCGUAGCAUACCUGUAUCUAUAGUGCCCUAGUUGUAUGUGCGAAAGUGACCGUUCACUUUUGGAACAGGGUAUAAAACAACAAUUAUUUUAUUUAAAUUAAGGACAAUAUUUAAUAAUUGGGCGGGUACUUGAAACACGAGUAUGUUUGAUCCAAUAUAUUUGUUCUACUAGCAAAAUAAAAUAUUUAUCAAUCUUUUUUUCUUUUAUUCUACAUUGCAAUAUUAUAAUAAUAAUAAUACAUGAUCCAUAUUAUAUUAUGUAGUUAUAAUAAUUAUUAUCCUUUAUUUAAUUUACAUAGUAAUUGUUUUAGUAAUUUUAUUUUUUAGGACUAUCUAUCAAGCUGAACAAAAAGUAACGACAAUUGAUACAGAAAUUAAAGUAGAAAAGGAUAAUAUUGAGAACUGUGAAUUUGAAGGAACAGUUUUUAACGAAAGCCAUUCAUCGAAGCUCAUUACUCCUCUGAGUUCGGACAAUAGAUCUAACUUACGGGAUAAUCAACAAAAAUGCAGCAUCUGCAAUUUAUCGUUUAAUUCAAAAAAACUUUUGACAAGUCAUAUGAAGAUUCAUACCAGUAAGAACAAAGAGACAUUCGUUUGUGACAUUUGUAAUAAAUCAUAUUAUAUGAAGUCAUAUUUGACGAAACACUUACAGCUUCAUAUCGGAGAAAACACUUUUAUAUGUAAUAAAACAUUUAGUGAUAAACAAAAUUUUGAUAUUCAUAAGAAAACACAUACUGGAAAAAAAACGUAUAAAUGUGAUAUCUGUGAUAAAAAAUUAUCUUCUUCAGAAAGUUUAAUUUGUCAUAAAAGGACACAUACCGGAGAAAAGCCUUUCAAAUGUGAUUUAUGUGAAAAAGUAUUUGCUACGAAACCAAAUUUAAAAGCGCAUACAAGAACACAUACUGGAGAAAAACCGUACAAAUGUGAUAUCUGUGAUAGAAGGUUUUCUGAAGCAGCAAGUGUUCGUAACCAUAUGAGAAUACAUACUGGUGAAAAACCUUUUAAAUGUGAUAUCUGUGAUAAACGGUUUUCUCAUGCACCAUCACUGAAAGAUCAUUCAUGGAGACAUACAAAUAAAAAACCUUUUAAAUGCAAAAUCUGUUCUAUAGAAUUGACUAAAAAAUCAAGUAUGAAAGUCCAUAUGAGAACACAUACUGGAGAAAAACGUUUUAAAUGUGAUAUCUGUUCAAAAUUAUUUUACCGUGGAGAACAUUUAAAAAAACAUAGAAUGAUACAUACCGGAGAAAAGCCUUUUAAAUGUGACAUAUGUUCAAAAGCAUUUUCUUCUAAAUCAAAUAUUGCUGGCCAUAUGAGAUCACAUACUGGCGAUAAGCCUUAUAAAUGUGAUAUAUGUGAUAGCAGGUUUUCUCUUGCAUCAAGAUUAAAUGUUCAUACAAAGGUACACACCGGAGAGACGCCUUUUAAAUGCAACAUCUGUUCAAAAACAUUUCAUAAUAAACCAAAUAUGAUUCUCCACAUGAGAACACAUACUGGUGAAAAGCCGUUUAAAUGUGAAAUCUGUGAUAGAAGGUUUACUCAAAGACACCAUUUAAAAAGUCAUAAAUCAACACAUACAAAUGAAAAGCCUUAUAAAUGUGACAUUUGUUCUAAAACUUUUGGUGUAAAAUGUAGUCUUAAAAAUCAUAUUAUAAGAUUUCAUAAUAGAGAUAAGCAAUUUAAAUGUGAAAUCUGUGGUAAAGGGUUUUAUCUUGCUAAACUUUUAAAAGGGCAUAAAAUGAUACAUACUGAUAAAAAACCAUACAAAUGUAACGUCUGUAAUAAAGCGUUUGCUUUGCUAUCAUAUUUAAAAUCGCAUUCAAGGAUCCAUACCAAUAAAAAAAGCCUCUUCAAUGCAACAUCUGUUAAAAACAUUUACUUUAAAAUCAAUGCGGAAAAUUCAUAUGAAAACACCUAAUGAUAAAAAGCCGUAUACAUGUGAUCUGUAAUAAAGUGUUUACCUGUGCAGAACAUUUAUAAACAUUUAUAACGACAUAUAAAAGAAUGUCUUUAAAAUUAUAUCUGUUCUAAAAUAUUUAUUGAUAAAUCAUAAGGUUUUGGUACAUAAUAACAUAUGUUAUGACCCUAAGCCAAAUCCAGCUGUGGUAGCAGUGUAUAUAUAUAAUAUUUGUUCUUUCUUUGCUGGAUUUAAGAAGCCAAUUUCUUUGGUCUUUAGAUAAGGAUAUGAGAUUAUUUUUAUUGAAACUAAUUCUUUUAAAAUAUUUAUUUUUGUCUUCAGACCAUCUCCACUCUAUUUUAUAAAUGUUUUUAUAUUAUACAAUCUAGAUAUUUAAUUUAGUUUUAAGUUCGAUAAUGUGUAGAGUAAAUAUAAACAUUUUCUAUGUAUAAUAAUUAUAUGCAUUUUAGAUUCUAAGCGGAGCGAUGAAUGUAUUGAUUUUAAAAUGACAUGGGUUUUUUUUAUUGUAUCUGUCAUUACAUUUUGGGAUAGCAAGAAUGCUUUGAUUUUCAACAACAGCUUUUCUAAUAGGAAAGUGAAUAUAGUUGGUACCUAUUUUGAGGUAUCUACAUAAAUACCUAAUGGUUUUCAAAUGGUUCAGGAAAAACAAACAAAAAAUUAAGGAAUUACUGAACAAAAGAAAAACACUGAAACGUAGUUAAGUGUGGUAUGGAGGGAUGCGAUAGGACACAAUAUUGACGAAGAUGUAUAGAAAAACAAAUAUUUAUAAUCAUAUGUGUAUAGUGUUAACUUGAAAAAAACCACUACCUAUGUAAUUUGAAAAAUAUAUAAAACUUCAAAACUACGAAAGUUCUGAAAUUGUAUGUACCUAUAUUAAUAUUGAAAAACUAAUACAAACAAUGUUUUAUUGACCAGUGUUGUACAUAUUAACAGAUAUUUUAAAUUUAAAAUACAAAUAAUACAAACUGAUAUUGUGAAUGUUUGAAAAUUAUUCGUUAUAAUACAAGCAAUAGGCGCCAAUAGGUAGGUACACACAAUUUUUAAAAAACACAAUAUGAUUAUAAUUUAAACGAUACAAUUCACGAUUCAACCCUACCUGCAGUCAUUAGUAAUCAAAUUCUAGUGGAAGUGUCAAGCGUGUACUACAAAAAUCAGAAAAAAUAGCCACUGGUCAGUUCCAUUACUGAGGUGGGUUCUGCAAGCGAGUGUGUACUGUUGUUAUGUAGUAGAGGACAUGAGGGUUUCAUCGAGCUGUUUUUAGACAUGGAACUGGCAUUGAACUGAAACCCGCAAAACCGCGGCUUACCUAUGCGUUCGUACCCAAAGCGGCAUCGAAGAGAUGAAUGCGACGAAACGUCGCAGAUUUAUAUUUUAUGGGCGUUUGAAAUAAAAAUUGUACUAACAUUGGAUUUAUUUGAAAAAUAUUUAUGCUUAAGUCCACCAUUUAUGAGGUUAAGAAAAAUUUGGACCAAAAUUAAUAAAGUUUAGUCUCAACAACUAGAAAAUAGUCAUACUUGCAUAUUUACCAUGCGAGACAUAAUGUUAACAUUAUUAUUAUAUCUAAAUAAUAAAAAAAAAUACUUAAUAUUAUAUAAACAUAAAAUAUUGAAUUUUUGAAAUCUUAAAUAAAACUUACUAAAUUACUAAACGACUUAUUAAAAAUCCAACUGUAUAAUUUAGAAUUGUAUGGUGUAUAGAAAAUGUUAAUAUAAACAUUCUGUGAACAUAUAAUGUAUCUACAGUUAUUUAUUUUUAAAAUUACACCAAAAACCAAAACUAAUUUCGUAAAAACUAAUUUUUAUAAUAUAUAAAUGUUUCUGUUUUUUCCGACCGUAUUGAAAAUUACUGGGAAUUUAGACCUCAUCGGCACCAAUUACAUUCAUUUUUGUACCAGGAAUGUUACUGAAGUUGAAAAUCGAAGCAUUAUUUCAACUACUUAUAACUAUAGUAGGUAGAAUAUUUAUUAUAGCGCCCUGGCCUUAUAUGGCUCGGAUUUUAAAGCAUAUGCUUCUUUUUUAUAUACCCAUAAGAUAGUAAUCUAAUUUUUGUACAUAAAUUGGUUUGUUAUCAUUUUGGUUCCAAAUACAUUUAUUUAUUUUUA
Acyrthosiphon pisum (pea aphid) is the source of this 4806-nucleotide messenger RNA. Its product is annotated as zinc finger protein 888-like. The transcript has a single exon. Gene Ontology annotation, molecular function: RNA polymerase II cis-regulatory region sequence-specific DNA binding; DNA-binding transcription factor activity, RNA polymerase II-specific. The record is from RefSeq and is a predicted model, not a curated record. Gene Ontology annotation, biological process: regulation of transcription by RNA polymerase II. The coding region runs from base 1347 to 2705 and encodes 452 amino acids. Lineage: Eukaryota; Metazoa; Arthropoda; Insecta; Hemiptera; Aphididae.